Messenger RNA from Rhopalosiphum padi (bird cherry-oat aphid), 3080 nucleotides. RefSeq names its product ras-related and estrogen-regulated growth inhibitor-like. The transcript is spliced from 6 exons. Gene Ontology annotation, molecular function: GTP binding; GTPase activity. Lineage: Eukaryota; Metazoa; Arthropoda; Insecta; Hemiptera; Aphididae. The record is from RefSeq and is a predicted model, not a curated record. Bases 377 to 1012 code for a protein of 211 amino acids.
CGCUGUAACGUUCGGUCGUCCGUUUCGAGUGUAUGUGUGUGUGCAGGUUCAGACGACGGUGAUAUUUUAUAGUCGUUUUGUUUAUAGUUUUCACGAUCGUUAUUAUUUAUUUAUUUUUUUAAUAAAAGAGUUUAAUUUCGUGAAACGCAUGGCGAAUUUUCACCGUUCACUGCUGCCACAUCGUCUCGUAAUAGUCACCGAAAAAUGUCACAGACUUCGUGGAGAAGAUUGAUUGACAGUUAAUCUAACACACACGUAUAUAAUAUAAUAUAUUAUAUAUUUAUAUAUACCUAUCGACAACGAUAUCAUAUCUCAUUGAAGAGGGCUCAUAUAAUAGUUAAUUAAAGAUUUAAACUAUUCUUUCAUUGACAUAAAUAUGACGAAUAUUGGACGUAUCCGGACUGUAGUAUUGGGGAGUUCUCGUGUUGGGAAAUCUGCUGUCACUGUCCGUUACCUGACAAAAAGAUAUAUUGGAGAAUACAGUUCAAACACAGACUUGUUGUACAGACACGACGUGACGUUCGAUAGCGUUCUUACAGAAGUGGAAAUACUCGACACAUGCAAAUAUUCGACCACUUGUUUGUACGAUCACAUAAGAUGGGCCGACGCAUUCGUGAUCGUCUACAGCGUGGUGGACCUGUCGAGUUUUAACGAAGCGCAAUACCUUCUGGACGAAUUGAGCAAACACAAAUUACCGUCGUACUUUGCCACGCUGUUGCUGGGCAACAAGAGAGACUUGGAUCAUUCCAGGAUAGUGGCGGUAGACGCGGGACAAGAGCUGUCGCUGCGGUUCGGCUGUCAGUUCUACGAGGUGAGUGCGGCAGAAAACUUCGCGGGCGUGUCGCUUGCGUUCCACUCACUAUUGCGCGAGACUCGGGCAGUGCAGCUGCUCCGCGGACUGCCGAUCAGACGCAAGUUAGGUGUGAACAGCGUGUCCAAGGUGCUGGGCACGAUAUUCGGCAAGAAUAGCAGCAAGAGGGACCGGAAGAAGCGGCCGUCGCUGAGCAUAUGACCCGCGUGGGCGUCCGCCGACACGGCCACCGCUGCGGGCGCUCCGAACACGACGCUCACGCUGUGAACACGUACGCGAAUAAGAGAGAAAAAAUUGAAAAUCGAAAAAAAAAAAAUAAUGUCUCAAGACCCACCAAACACUACCCCCCCCCUCCCCCGCCCAACCAACCACUAACCAUCAUUAUCACUCAUACAGGUCGAUCGAAUAAGUCUUCGUUGCCAUCGUCUCCAUCGUCAUCGUCGUAUAUAACACAGACGUAUUAUAAUACUGUAAUGAUCACGGCCACGUAUGUAACUACUGCGACGACGGAUGUGUAUAAUAUUAAUAUCUAUCCCGAUUGAGACAUGGCGGCGGUGGCAGGCGUAUAACAUCCGUUUCCGUUCCGGAUAGGCGAGAACGAGUUGAACGCACAGCGAAGGCGUGCGACGUAUAAUACUGUGCACCGUCGAAUUCGUCAGCCGGAGAUAUUCCGAGAAUGAUAAAACAGAAAAAUACGAAUUUGGUAGAUAAUAUAUGUCCAUCGGACAACGAUCCGAACAGGCCAACACUGGACAAAAACGGAUUAUCUAUCAAACGACGGCAUAAUAGUAUGCUUAUAAUAUAACGCAGUAAAUCGGCUGCCUAUUCGGUUUUCCGAGAAACGAGUAAAAAAACGUUUUGCUGCCGAGCCGGUGACAACAUAGUGUGCAAAAAACAUAAAUUAUCGUAAUCGCGGUUUUUGUUCCCAAGGAAAAAUUCACCGCUCCACUGGAUUUUCAAUCGAAAAAAAAAAAUCAUACACACCUGUAAAUUGGACGUCAAGUGGAUAUAUUAUUACGAUACGUUUGCGAUAGUUCAGACGAAAAGUUUCGUUGCUGAGCAGCCGUCUAUAGGUGACUAUAAGUCUUCCGCGGACGAUAACAACGUAUAAAUAUAACUUGCUAUGCGCGGAAUCCGUAGUGACUCGAGCGGUGUGCUGGACGAGACGAUGCUAUCGUAUAUAAACUAUAAAUAUGCUAGCUGGUCAAUCACGCCAUCGCAUUGAUGGUUUCGCAAUGGUCUUUUAUAUGGAUAUACCAGCUAUCCGUGACACGGUCACACGGAUGACGAAAAGCCACGACGUCUGUCGAUAUAUUAUUUUCAAGUAUUUGUUGGUUACUCGAAAGUCGAAACCCAUCCCCCCGCCUCCUCUCUAUCAAUAUCUGAUCUCAUGAAUCGAAGCAUUUUCAACGAUUGUUUUUCAUUUACUCGAUGUAUAUUAUUUUUAUUAUUACAAUUAGGUAUUAUUAAUGUUACUGUAUACUUAUUAUUAGCUUUUAUAAAUGUUUAAAAAAAAAAAAUUGCUUUGUACGACAAACGACAGGAUUAUUAUGAUAUACAAUUAUAAUAAUUAUAUUUAAUCGGCAUAGCGUUGACAUGAUUCACAGCCGUCACGUGAUUAUUGUAUGUUUAACGAAUAGUCUGCGGAGACAUCAGUGAGCAAUGUUUCAGUAAUGAAAGAGCAUAAUGAAUGUCGUUUUAUUUUUUUUGAUUUUAAUGUAUAAUCGUACUAGUGGUGCACGAAGAUUCUUACUUAUUAGUAUCUAAUAGUUUUGUGUAUAUAUUAUAAAUAUUUAAUUAGGUUUGUUGUUAAUUAUGCAUUUAAGAUCGAUGGCUAAAUCAUACAGGUAUGGUGUUGUAAAAGACGCAAACCGUUACCGUGAUCCGAAUUACAUUGGUGAAAUAAAUUCACAACACUAUCGAUUUGAAUGGAAAUUGAAAUGUGUGCGUGGGUUGUAUAUAACGUAUUAUUUUUUAUUAAAAAUCCAAUUUUAUUAUUGUCACACACCUUGUUGUAGUUUUUUUUAUGCUACAUUGGUUGGCGUUUAAUGUCAUUGAAAAAUAGUAGGUAUAUAAUUCUUAGCCAUGUGUAACCAAUAUUUUCAUGAACCUAACAUAACUAUACUGCAUAAUAUAUAUUAUUAUUAUAUUAUAUAUGUAUAUGUAUAUUAAUUAUACUGUCGUGUGUUAUAAUAUUAAUUGAUGUUGUACUCAAAUUGAUUUAAUGUGUAUCCAUUAAAAAUUUCUGGGACUAUUGAAUUAAUGGUAC